Messenger RNA from Beta vulgaris subsp. vulgaris (sugar beet), 1377 nucleotides. RefSeq lists its product as uncharacterized. The transcript is spliced from 6 exons. The coding region runs from base 294 to 1112 and encodes 272 amino acids. NCBI's taxonomy places the organism in Eukaryota, Viridiplantae, Streptophyta, Magnoliopsida, Caryophyllales, Amaranthaceae. The record is from RefSeq and is a predicted model, not a curated record. Gene Ontology annotation, molecular function: ER lumen protein retrieval receptor activity. Gene Ontology annotation, cellular component: membrane. Gene Ontology annotation, biological process: protein retention in ER lumen.
GUCCCUCAAUUAACAAACAAAACACUCCUUCAUUCCUUCAAUCUCUCAAAAUCCACUAAAAUAAAAACUUGCCUUAUUUUACUCCUCCAUAAUCAAUGGACAAUCUCUAGCUAAUCAAUACUUUUUUCUCUCUCCUCAAUCACACAACCAUUACACUCCCACCUUCUCCAUUCUCUCUCCUCAAUCUAAAUCAAUCCGCCAUUAAUUUAGCUGAAGAAUCAAGCAAAAGAACCGCAAUUUUCACAGCGAUUAGCAAACCCUAGAAAUCGAAAAAAUCCCCAAAUUUGAUCAAGAUGAGGCCGCAAAGAAGGCCGAUCCAGACAGUAAUGGCGUGGUUAAGACGUCAACCGCCGAAAGUGAAGGCUUUUCUUGCGGUGGUUGCUGGAAUGGCGGCGUUAGUUUUGUUGCGAGCAGUUGUUCGAGACCAUGAUAAUCUCUUUGUUGCUGCUGAAGCUGUUCAUGCUAUUGGUAUAGCUGUUCUUAUUUACAAACUUACUAAGGAGAAAACUUGCGCUGGACUCUCACUGAAGUCACAAGAGCUAACAGCUAUCUUCUUAGCUGUUAGGCUGUACUGCAGUUUCGUGAUGGAAUAUGAUAUUCACACUCUGCUUGAUUCAGCUACCUUGGUUUUUACAUUGUGGGUCAUCUAUAUGAUUCGAUUUAACUUAAGAUCCACAUAUAUGGAGGACAAGGACAACUUUGCUCUUUAUUAUGUGUUAGUACCUUGUGCUGUAUUAGCAUUUCUUGUUCAUCCAUCAACUUCCCACAAUAUUUUAAACAGGAUUUUGUGGGCAUUUUGUGUAUAUCUAGAAGCUGCCUCUGUGCUGCCACAGCUACGAGUUAUGCAAAAUACAAAGAUUGUUGAACCAUUUACAGCACAUUAUGUGUUUGCGCUUGGAGUAGCUAGAUUUUUGAGCUGUGCCCACUGGGUUCUUCAGGUACUGGACAGUCGUGGCCACCUUCUAACGGCGUUGGGAUACGGAUUAUGGCCGUCCUUUGUUCUUAUUUCGGAGAUUGUGCAAACUUUUAUUCUGGCAGACUUCUGUUAUUACUAUGUGAAAAGUAUCUUUGGAGGGCAACUUGUCCUUCGUCUUCCCUCAGGAGUCGUGUAAACUACAGUUCAUAGGAAGGAGGCUGCACCAACAGAAACGGUUUUCCAAAACUCAAGGAUGGUUUUAUUUGCUCAUUCAGCCGGUCUUUGUACUCCAUACAGGCUAUCAUGCGCUUCUAAUGCUAGUGUGUGACUACUAUAGCUUAAUCCAGUAGGGGUUGUUUACAAGUUAGGGAAAGGAAAGCAUUGGAUCAUUGUUGAACUAAACGAUAUUUAUCUGGAAUUAACAUUUUUAUAUAGCAUCAGAAACUCAGAUUUGUCUUUUA